UAUAUAGCAUAUGACCGCCAACACUGAAGUAACAAGCAAACUGAUGGAGGCCACGUCUCUGUUCUACUUGAUAACAGUCCUCACAAUCACCCUCCUCCUCAUCCUCUCCAGCCGCCGGCACAGCCACCUGAAACUACCUCCCACCAUCCCUGGUUUUCUCCCCAUCAUUGGUCACCUUCACCUUAUCGCCCGCUGGCCCUCUCAGCCCCUCCACCGCACCCUCGCCGUCCUCUCAUCCACGUACGGCCCAAUCCUCCACCUCCGCUUCGGGUCCCGCCUCGUCCUCGUCGUCUCAUCCCCCUCAGCUGCCGAAGAAUGCCUUACCACCAACGAUAGAAUCUUUGCCAAUCGCCCUUUACUUCUUUCUGGCAAGUACCUUGGUUUCAACCACUCCAUCCUCGGAAUCGCCCCCUACGGCCCCCACUCCCGCAACCUCCGUCGAAUCGCCACCGUCGAACUACUCUCCACCUCCCGCGUCGCCUCCUUAGCCCUAAUCCGUGCCGACGAAACCCAAUCCCCCCUCCGCCGCCAUCGCCGACAACAAUUGGAGUCGCGCCGAGAUGAAGACAAGAUUAAAGAGAGGGGAAUGAUGAGAUUGGGGAAGGAGACGGAUGAGAGGUUUCAGCGCAUGGUGUAUGAGAGGAGAAAGAGGAGAAGGGUGGUGGGGAAGGAGGAGGAGGAGGAGAAGACAUUAGCUGAUGUAAUGCUUGCUUUGCAGGAAGAGGAACCAGAGAGAUAUUCAGAUGCAAUCAUCAAGGGGAUGCUAUGGGCUUUAAUUGCAGCUGGAACAGACACUACAUCCGUGACCAUGGAAUGGGCGCUCUCUCUUCUCCUGAACCAUCCCAACACAUUAAAAAAGGUUAGAGAUGAGAUAGAUUUUCACGUAGGACAUGACCGUCUGAUCACAGAUUCAGAUCUCCCUCAUCUUCCCUACCUUCAAAACAUAAUCAAAGAAACUCUCAGACUAUAUCCAGCGGGUCCACUCUUACUCCCACACCAUUCAUCCGCAAACUGCACUGUAGAGGGUCGCCAAAUUGCAAGCGGCACGAUGCUGAUAAUAAAUGUUUAUGCGAUUCAGAGAGAUCCGAAGCUGUGGAAAGAGGCGGAGAGUUUCAGGCCUGAGAGGUUCGAUGAAGAAGAAGUAGCAGAAGGUUUUAAGUUCUUUCCCUUCGGUUCGGGAAGAAGAAGGUGCCCGGGAGAAGGGAUGGCGAACCGAGUGUUGGGCUUGACGCUUGGAGCUCUGGUUCAGUGUUUUGAGUGGGAGAGAGUUGGAGAAGAAAUGAUUGAUUUGAGUGAAGGGGAGGGGCUUACGCUGCCAAAGUUGGUUCCUUUGGAGGUGAAGUAUAAGCCUCGUGAGGCUAUGGUGAAUGUUCUAUCACAGCUUUGA
Messenger RNA from Phalaenopsis equestris, 1387 nucleotides. Its product is annotated as isoflavone 3'-hydroxylase-like. The coding region runs from base 11 to 1387 and encodes 458 amino acids. Lineage: Eukaryota; Viridiplantae; Streptophyta; Magnoliopsida; Asparagales; Orchidaceae. Gene Ontology annotation, molecular function: oxidoreductase activity, acting on paired donors, with incorporation or reduction of molecular oxygen; heme binding; iron ion binding. The transcript has 3 exons. The record is from RefSeq and is a predicted model, not a curated record.